Messenger RNA from Rotaria sp. Silwood1, 1425 nucleotides. NCBI's taxonomy places the organism in Eukaryota, Metazoa, Rotifera, Eurotatoria, Philodinida, Philodinidae. The record is from the annotation of a GenBank genome assembly.
AUGUCACGCUCUGUCAAUGAGAUUAUAACAGAUUUAACAAGAUUUAAUCCACGAACAGCUACAGCACAACAUCGUUUGUCACAUGAUUGUUAUAUGAUAUUAGUUGGAUAUGUACAAGAUAAAAAACAACUAGCCAAAUUGAAAAAUAUGAUUGAAUCUCUUGGAGAAACAACUGAAGGUGAAUAUGGGGCUGCUGCAAGUAUUGGUAUCAUGGAGUGUGAAAACGUGGAAUUCAUACUUGAACAUAUAACAUUGCAACACAAUUCCGAAGAACUUCUAGAUGCACGUAAUGAACAUUUCGUAUAUGAAGACAAUUUUAAUAGUGCUCUCUCUAGUUUCAUAGCAGAAACAGCGUCAUUACAAAAACUUGUUAAAAUAUGCCGCUACUAUGAAAACAGACGAGGAAUAAACGUCGAUAAUGUGAUCGCAGAACAUAAUGCGCGUGCCACUAGUUCGAGUUCAUAUUUCGUGGAGAAAGGUUUAUCUCAAAAUGAAGCUCUAGCAGCAGCCUUUGCGGUUUCGUUCUACACUGGAUCAAAAAGUGAAGCAUGUAGUCGAGGUGCUAGUCUAAUUGCACGACAAAGUAAUGGAGUAGUUAUCGAUGAUAAAACAGUGCAAGAAUUGAGUGAAGCAUCGAUUAUUCUCUACUAUUUAGUCAAAGCUCUUUCACAUAUACCGUAUUAUUGGGGUUACGUAACGCGAGCUUGUGAAUUGAAAGACGACGAAUUGAAACUUUACACAGCCGGCGCUUUGAUAACAUGGAUUCAAUUUAGUAGUUCAAAGAAAGGCAAAAAAGUAGCUACUAACGCUGAUUUUUCUGGUCGAAAUACGUUUUUCAAAAUAUAUUCAUUGACUGGUCGUCCGAUUCAACAAUUUUCAAAUUAUCCAGAAGAAGACGAAGUUUUAUUUUUACCUCAUUCAACAUUUCUCGUUUUCAAACAUACGAUUAGUCAUCAUGGUAGCCAACAUACGAUUUACAUGCGUCAAGUUGAGUUAGGUCUGUCUGCAUGGUCUGUACUAUGGGUUGACGAUAAUAUUUUUAAUUCUAAAUGGGAAAAUAAAGCACACAUGGAAUAUGCAGCGGCUAAAGAAUUGAACAAGAAUGUACAUUUCAUUCCUAAAUCAUCAACUGAAAAUGCUCUAUCGUUUCUUCGAUCACCAUUUGGACAAAUUCUCAAAAAUCGAGCUACAUUUCGUAUUGUUACCGAUAUGCACCGUGACAAUGAACAGUCACGUCAUAAUGCUGGUUCACGUUUAAUUAAAGGAUUAAGAGAACUCGGAUUUCAAAAUUCGUGUUUUGUAUUCACAAUGCAAAAAGAUAGAUGUGAUGAAAUUUUGCAAAAUGAAUUGAGCGAGCGAGAACGACGAAAUGUAACGGUAUCGGUUGACACACGUGAUUUAAGAAAGUUUGUCAAUUUUGAAUGA